AUGAACACUGUGCCAGCUACGCCACGUCGACCUGCAUCCAGUAGAGUCCGCUCGAGCCGCCCAAAGUCUGCGGGGCCUUCUCAGUCCGAGAAGACCACUCCGGCCAACAUCUCCUCAGAGCCUCCUCAGAAGAAGCGGAGGUAUAUACCAGGUGGCCCAGGUGGUGGUGGCAGAUACGUCGACGAGGACGGAAACGAAAUACCCGUUGGAGGAACUGGACCUGGAGGAUACAACUAUGUCGGACCGCGUGGGCGCAUUGGCAGAGAAAACGCUGCUAUGGGCUUGAUUCCUCAAGUAUACACACGGAGAGAUCGGAGUACAAGAACACGAACAGUACUACCCCGCUCAGAACAGCCCCCCAUGAGGUUCAGCUCGGCGGCUCAAGUUGCGGCCGCGGUGCAAAGCGAUGGAUAUAAACCAAGAGAGGAGCGCGCGUGGGAGGAAUACCACCCAAAUCUUGAUAUUGAAGGCGUUCUUCACGCAUUUACCGCCCACGAUAUUCAGGGUAUACCAGAGACAAGACCUGUCACGCCUGCGAACGCUUCACUCGUAGCGGAGGACUCCAUCGUAAGCACGAAUGGUGCGGUAACGCCAAAUGGUGUGGAAGGGCAGAAGACGAAAAGCGAGGGGAUUCCCACGCCUGCUGCUUCCUUGAAUGGGGAAUCUCUAUUGAUGAUAGCGAUUCCUGGAACUCCUGGUGGUGGCAGGCGAAGACCUGGACGGCCACCUAAGGAUCCUAUUGCAUUUUAUUCAGCCAAGGCGGCAGCGAUCGGUGCGACGUUGAGUGUCAGCGGAACAAACACACCAAAAGCACCAAAAAUCAUGCAGCCUGUUCAAAAUAUCAACGCUAAAGAAAAAUUAACAUUGCCGCAACCUUCAUAUCGAAAAACCGAUACACUGGCUAUAUUCGAGGAUAAGGAACGUGGAAUGGUGCGUUACGUGGAUAAAUCCAUGUCCAAUGUCGGAUACCAAGAGACCGAUCUAUUCAUCCGCCCUGAGCUCAACCUUAUCAAAGUCUCAGACAGCAAUUUGGAAGAAGACCUCGAUCUUGGCCCUGGGCUUGGGGGUGACGUUAGUGGAAUUGUAGCUCUUGGAAGUGGUGGUGUCGGCCGCGUCGAGUACGACAUGGACGAACAAGACGAUAAGUGGCUCUCGGAAUACAACAACGAGCGGAAAGCCAUAAAUUUUGAAUCCAUAACCCGGGAAGUCUUUGAGAUCACCGUAACAAAAAUUGAAAAGGAGUGGCACUCAUUAGAAAAGCGCAUACCUAAGCCAAAUCCGAAGCCACCACAAACUCAUCGACCGCGGUCUAGUUCUGCAGCUGCAGUAAACGGAGAACCACAGGCUGGAGAAGAACAGGACAGUAAGUGCGCAAUUUGCGAUGACGGCGACUGCGAGAACACAAAUGCCAUUGUAUUUUGUGACGGAUGUGAUUUGGCUGUCCACCAGGAGUGUUACGGAGUUCCAUUUAUUCCUGAAGGUCAGUGGCUGUGCAGAAAAUGUCAGCUGAUUGGUCGUGGUAUUCCUGCAAGUCUUCCUUAUCCCUUAUUGAUACUAAACCUUAAUGCUAAUUCGUUUAUAGACCUGCAUUUUUUGCCCCAAUACCGAUGGAGCAUUCAAACAGACCAAUGCAUCGAAGUGGGCACAUCUGCUGUGCGCCAUGUGGAUCCCAGAAGUAUCUCUUGGCAACCAUACUUUCAUGGAGCCCGUGAUGGAUGUUGAAAAAGUGCCAAAGACUCGAUGGCGCUUGACUUGCUAUUUAUGCAACCAGCGUAUGGGCGCUUGUAUCCAGUGCGGCAAUAAAGCUUGUUAUCAAGCAUUCCAUGUAACUUGUGCUAGGAGGGCACAUUUGUUUCUCAAAAUGAAAAACAAUCAAGGAACCCUUGCUGUACUGGACGGAGGCACUGUUCUAAAGGCAUUUUGCGACAAACAUUGUCCCUCUGAUUAUGCAAAAGAGAACGAUGUAGCGAGAGCAACUCGAGAAGCGCGGGCUUUUUACAAAAGAGCGAUGCGCGGUCGGCUUUGGGCUGAUAGUCAAGCUUCCGCUCUAGCAAUGGCCGCCAAUCAUCGGCAUGCUGUUACUGAACAUCAACCUGAUGAGUCGCAGUUGACUGGCGCCAAGGUGGCUUUGGCUAUGGGUGAUAAGAAGAAAGGCGCGCAACCCGCCAAAGCCAUCUGGAAGCUCCCCUCUGGUGCUCCAGUUAUUCCACAGGUUGUCUACAAUUCUGUGGAAAGUUCACUUCAGCGCUUCAAUAUUCGAAAGCGCAAAGAAUAUGCAGCUGACGCGUGCCGAUAUUGGACGCUGAAACGAGAAGCACGGCGAGGCGCUGCCCUUCUUAAAAGGCUGCAACUCCAAAUGGAAACGUUUUCUUCAAUGGAAAUAACACGAAGAAACUUUGCUGGGAUGGGACCUGCCGGCAGACCAAGACUUGACCGUCGAAUAGAGUUCGCCCAGACGCUAAUAUUAGACUUGGAGCGAUUGAAGCGCCUAGCCGAAGACGUGAAGAAGAGAGAAAGCGACAAGCUUAUUGCUGUGGAGCUUGAGGAGGAUCUCGUCGAUACUGUCUACUUUCCAGUCGCCAAAACAUUCCCACCAGUACUUGAAAAAGCUUUAGUGUAAGUUUAGUAACAACUAGAUGUAGACGCACACGCUAACUGAAAUUAGUCUCGACAUAAAGAAAGUCUUCACUUCGGGUCUCGAAGUCUUGCAGAAAAGAGUUCAGAAGCGCUUCUAUACAACAGCAAUGCCCUUCGUUCAAGACCUUGGAAACAUAUUUCAUACUGGUGUCGUUUCCCAACCUGAACCGAAAACAGAAGAACCCAUCGCGAGCGAACUCAAAAGACCAGUUGUCUUGGACAUCAAAGAAAGGAGAAGGCUUGCUAAAAGAAUCAUUAGGGCUGUUCAGCCUCUGCUCCAUUUAGCAGCCCGUGCAGAGGCUGAUAUAUGUGGGAAGUCAUCAGAGAGCCUCGUUUCAGAGGUAGACCAAUUACUUGAAGCUUGUGUGCAAGUGACCGGAGACACUGCCAGAUCUAUGGGGGAUUCGGCCUCACUAGCAGAUGUGGAUGUCCAUAUGACAAACGGAGUGGAGCUUACCAAUGGAAAUGCUCACGAGGAAGCGAAGUUGCCAGCGGUUGCCAAAUCUAUUGACGUGGAAAUGCAAGACGCAGAAGCAAGCGAAGAAUCUAACCCGUCUCUGACGAAUGGAACAACCGAUACAUCUGUCACUGAUACAACUCUUCCAGAGGCUGAGGGGGUUAUAUCGCAGGCCAACCCCGACAUCCUCAACGGCACCAAUACUGGGAAGCACCCCGAGACAAAUGGCAAUACUUCCAUAUCAGAUAUUGCAAACCCUCCCACGCCACCACUCUCAAACGGUGACGCUGGCCCUGACCGCAAUGACGUCUUGACGAACGGCGGAAUUCCAUGGUACCUGAAAGAGUUCAAUCCCGAAGGUACGAGUAUUUCUCAAGAGAAGUGGAACGGUAGAGAUGCAGUGGCCCGACUCAGUGAAGAUCUCUCUGAUAUGGACGACGAAGCACUGAAUGGAUUGGGGGCGGACGUUGCUGGCGCCAAUAGGCAUAUCAUCGUUGCCGCCCCUGUCGCGAAAGCCAAAAAGGCUAAACCCAAACGAAACCGAAGGCGUUGA
Hymenoscyphus albidus is the source of this 3647-nucleotide messenger RNA. The record is from the annotation of a GenBank genome assembly. Lineage: Eukaryota; Fungi; Ascomycota; Leotiomycetes; Helotiales; Helotiaceae.